Molecule: messenger RNA, 4997 nt
Organism: Pristis pectinata (smalltooth sawfish)
Lineage: Eukaryota; Metazoa; Chordata; Chondrichthyes; Rhinopristiformes; Pristidae
Product: vascular cell adhesion protein 1-like
Exons: 8
Coding region: 496-2538 (680 amino acids)
Biological process (GO): cell-cell adhesion
Cellular component (GO): membrane
Molecular function (GO): integrin binding
Source: RefSeq, a predicted model, not a curated record
GAGAAUAUGGGGGUGGUCAGGAGGGGGGAGGCGUUAAUGUGAUAGGAAUCCGGGAAGUGAGGAGGGGGUUAAUGUGAUGGGAGUCCGGGUGAAAUCAUUGCGUCCUAUAGUUUGAAACUCGGGACAAAGCCCAGACUGAAUUGGAACAUCUCUUUGAUGUAAAAAGCAGUUUGCCGCCAUGUACAUUCCUUUUAGCGUUGGUCAUCGUCACCGCAGAGUUGAGUACUUAAUCUGACGGGGCGUGUUUUAUAUAUUGAUUGUAAAUGGAAUUUCCCUGUGUGAGCACCGCUGCCCACUGAAUCGUUCUUCGCUGCAGCGGGUCAAAUGUCGAAGAGUAUAAUGGAAUUUUUACUCGGGGCUUUCUCCGCAGUUGGUUUCCAAAUAGUUUCCGGGAAAGUAUAGAGGUCAUUCGCAUUAACAGCGAGCUGCGUGGCUCGGAGAGCACAGUUUCCAACUUGGAAGGCAGUGAUCAGAUCGGCACAAGGCGCCACAGCCAUGGACUUCACAUUCUCUUCAUGCGGGGGAUGCAUUCACCUUUUCAUUUUGAUACUCAGACUAACAACUAAAGUGAAUGGAUUUGUGGUUCAGAUUGAUACAGACUCCCAAGCUGUGGAAUUUGGAGACUCCCUGAAAGUGACCUGCAAUACAACAUGUACUGAAGCAGUGAUAAAUCUGGAAUAUAAACCAGGGAUAUUUCCCAACAGAACUAAAGGUCCUACCUGGGUCACAGAUCAAUUUGAGAGUGUCCAGAAAUGGGAUUUCACAGUGCCCUGCUUUGUAAUCUGUAAUUCUGCACAAAUGACAGUGAAGGACAGGACAAUGGUGGUCACAGUUUACAAUCGAAACCUAAGCAUUAGUCGACCUCCUGACGAACUGGAAGUUAACAAACCGUAUCAGCUGGAGUGCAUUGGUCCAAGGGUCUAUCCAAAAAACAAGCUCAUACUCACAUGGUUCAGAGGGAGUGACUUUGUUCAGCGUAAUACCACAGGGAAAGCAGGUUAUGCGGAUGAAGAUGAUCGAUUGAGGAAUGUCCUCAGUUUCACUGCAAGCACUUCGGAUGAUGGACAGGUGUACACCUGCUUGGCAGAGGUGGAUUUGGGCGGUAACACCACAAAACUAAUCACGAAUUCCUCUGUGACUCUGAAAACCUACUCUUUUCCAGAACCUCCUAGGAUCCUCAACAGAGGCCCCAUAGAAGUGAAUCGGGAGGUCACAUUAACAUGUGAGGUCCCAAAAGUCUAUCCUGCUGAGAAGAUGAGAGUAAAAUGGUUUCAGGAUGGUAAAGAACGGGAGUCAGUUACAAACAGACCAGAUCCCACCACUGUCCGGGCAACAACUGCAUGGACACCACGAGAGACUGGUCUGACUGAACUCAUCUGCAUGGCAAAAUUUGAGGAUUAUCCAUCAGUUCCAUCAAAGGUUGAUAGCAUUUCCAUUGAUAUGUACGUUUUUUCCAACCCUGAAAUCCAAGCACCGACCACCACAGAGGGAAUCCCAGUGAAUAUUACCUGCAGUGUGUUUAAUGUCUCAGGGGAACUUCAACUUGUACUGAAGAAAGGAAGUGAGAUAAUAGUGGAUGGAUCUGCCAGUACUGAGCUCACUAUCUACCACACUGUGAAUCCACAAGCAGAACUCAAUGGACAUCCGUACACCUGUGAGGCUGAGCUGAGACUUCAGCUUCACUCUAACCCCAUUGUUAAACGACAGUCUGCCACUCUCAAUGUCCAGUAUUCUCCGAAGGAAGCACUGAUCUCUAAAAAUCAGGUUUGGAUUGAAGGGCAAUCGCAGAUUUUGACCUGUCGUGCCGAUGCGAACCCAGCUCCCCAUGUGCACUGGACCAAAGAUAGAAAGACAAUCGGUAGCGGUGAGACACUACACAUCCCCUCAGUCCAACUGGGAGACGGUGGUCAGUACGUGUGCAAUGUCAGCAAUGACAUUGGUUCCAUCUACUCCUCGCAUUACGCAGAGAUUUUGUAUAAACCACAAAACACAACCAUAUCAGUAAAUAAUGAAACCGUGUCCGGGUUUUCAGUCUUCAUCAGAGCAGAUGAUGAAGUUACAAUGACCUGUCACUCCAGUGGAAACCCCCAGCCCACAUUAGAGUGGGAAGGCCCCAAUCAAGGCAGCAAGCUGGACACUGACCCUCCUGGAGUUCUGUACAUUUCCCGAGCAACAUCAGGACAUUACGGAAUUUAUAAAUGUAGAGCCAGGAAUGAACAUGGAACUGAUGAGAAGCAAGUGGAAAUCAAGAUGAAAGAUGACAUAUGGAUACUAUUGUUGAUCAUCCUAUGCACUGUAAUCCUGAUCCUACUAAUAGUGGCACUCGUCUGGUUCCUGAUAAACAGAGCUCGUAAAACAGGACAAUAUAAGGUACUGAAUGCAAUACCCCACAAAAAUCCAGAAAUCCCUAAUGGGUAUGGACAUCAGGAAAAUUUUCCUUUACAAGAAGUGAAUUCAGACAAUAACCACCACCCACAAACUAGUUCAACCAAUACAUGUGGUAUUGCACCUAUUGGUUCUACGCAGAUAACACAAUAAUUUUAUGAAUAUUGUUGUUGAGGGAGGCUGCUGAUUGCAAUGUCUGCUGACAAUGUUUACUGUGCUAAAUGCAAAGACAGUUCAUUCCCAAGAACGUUUUGAAUUUCGGGCUGUUUUUGAAUCAGUGUGUCAAAAAGUUAAUUUUGAUUUCCACAAACAUGGAAUAGGCACCUGAACCCUGGCAUCAAGGCCAUUUUGGCAGUGGGAACAUCAGACCCUUGCAACUUUCCUUCCCACUAACGGAAAUGAACGUUGGAUCACAGACUCAUUAAUGUGGUGCAAUAAUCUAUUUCUGUGGUAACAAUUUGCUUAACUGACACAAAUAUUGUUUAUUAAGAGUAUGUUACAAGUGGAUAAAAUGUGAGACACCUUUUGCAAUAUUCUCAUCCUCUUGCUUAAAUACUUCCAUAUCCUCUUCACUUUCUAUCCCUGUAACCUCCUCCAGCUACACAACCCUCCUAGGACUUGCUGCUGCCCAUUUCUGAUCUCUUACUCAUCCUGAUUUUCACUCCUUGACUGGGAGCUGUGCCUUCAGCUGCCUGCAGUGUUAAGCUGUGCAGUUCCCUUCCUGUACCACACGGUGUCUCUCCCCUGUUUUUGAGCAUCUCCUUGUAUGGAUCAGUAUCCAUUUUUAAGAGCACAAUAAACAGAAGCUGGUGGCAUUCUGUCCAGGUGCACUGUUAAAUAAGCUCAUGUGCUGGUCCUGCCCAAACCCAACAUCCCCCAAUUCCAUUGAAUAUAUUCAAUGUGAAGCAUCCACAGCCUGUGCAUGAAGAAUUCCUACAAUUCACAACCUGAGAGAAGAAAUUCCUCCUCAGUUCAGUGCUGGGCACCCACCCACUCACCCUGAAACUUUGCCUCUAGUUGCAGAGUCUUCAGUCUGAGGAAAGAGCACCCACCGUAUCAAUCCCUUUCAGAAUCAGAUGGGUUUGAUUGAGAUCACUGCCUGUUCUUCCCACCUUUUUGUAAAGAAGGCUCGAUUCACAGUCUACACAAAUGACAUUUUGUCCAAAUCAUUCAGCAAAAACUGGUGUGUUUCUCAAGAAAGGCUGGCUGUACACAACUCUGACGAUUAACAUUUCUCAUUUCACAAAGCAAGCAGGGAUAUUUCCUUUUUGUCCACCCUCGGUGAACACUUCGAUUUCAUGUACUCUGGCCUCUAACGUGGGUCAGAUCUGGGAGGGAGAGUAAUUCAAAUAUUCUUGCAGCCAGAAUAAUUCUGAGAGUUCAUUGAAAUUGCAGUUAUUGCCAGAGGAACUUGUGCUCUGGAAUACCAUACACCAGCAUCACACAGUGACAGACCUGUCCCCACCAGUACUUUGCCCCAGUUUUACACAGUGCCAAACACUCGUCCAUUAGAACUGUAUCCCAGUGUAACACAGUGAUGGACCUUUCCACACCAGUACUCUACACCAGCGUUACACAGUGACAGACCUGUCCCCAUCAGUACUGUACACCAGCAUUACGGUGUGAUAAACCUGUCCCCACCAGCACUUUACCUCAGUGUUACACAGUGACAGACCUUUCCCCGCCAGUACUGUACCCCAGAAUUACACAGUGACAGUCUCAUGUCCAUUUGAUUGUUAUAGCUCUUAGCUUUUUUUAAUAUUUUUACUUACUUUUCAUGCUAAAUUCAUUCUAACUUCAUCAGUUUUUAACUCUCCCAUUUCUGCUUCCUAAAUCCAAAUAAUCAGGCUUACUACUUUUCAGUGCGUUGGGCCUCCUGAUGUUAACUACAUCAUAGACUCAAUCUAAAUGCAAAUUGUUUAUAUUGUAUUAAAAAUCUGUUUGUUAUAGCAUUAAUAUUGUUGUAAUACUGUGUUUCACAGUCAUAUUUUUAAGCUUUUGUUGCACCUGGUGACUGGAUAUGUACUGUGUAUUUCAUUGCAUGUACAGUCAUAAACUGUUUCUUGUGAGGACGAAUUUUUCAGCAGUGCUACUCUUAUUUUUAACACUGAGCAGAGAUUGUAGGUAAUGACAUAACAAAGGCUGUGUCUAGUCAACUGCUGUUGUAUGUUUGUAUAAGUAAAUUUAUUGAAGAAAAUGUAUAUUUUUGAAAAAAAUGUAUUUUAUUGGUGAACCAAUAUUAAACACAAAUGUUGGAAAGAAGAAUCUUUUCACACCAAUGUUGGUAUUGAAAGUAACUGAAGCCACAUUCAUACUUCAACAUGCUUGAUCUCACAUCAGGCACAAUCUCCCACACACCACUGUCCUCCGCUAAAGUUUCCAUCUGUGGCGACUCACCGUCUAGUCAGGCGAACCGGCUCGGCAGUCGGAUCGCAUGGCGUCGGAGCGACGAGGCCCAAGAUGGCGGCGGGCCUCGUCUUUCCGAGUGAUGGGGAGAACCCGCACGCGGGAAAGUCCUGAUGACGUAGGACUUAUGUCAUUGCCGGUUUUUUUGGGUGGGAGUUUUUCUCCCUUAAAGGGCCCGCACAAGGCGGGAAAAUAAACCAGUUCUG